Suillus subaureus is the source of this 556-nucleotide messenger RNA. RefSeq lists its product as uncharacterized. Lineage: Eukaryota; Fungi; Basidiomycota; Agaricomycetes; Boletales; Suillaceae. The annotation marks the transcript as partial. The transcript has a single exon. The record is from RefSeq and is a predicted model, not a curated record.
CAAUACCCUCCGCCUCCGCCAACAUUCGCGCCUCACCUAUCAACCUUGACUCCUACUCUGCCUCAGGACCUGCAACCACCCCACCCAUUCCCAUCCUCUCCCUCCAGAACGACUUCCUCCCAUGGCGCUGUGAAAUCCGCGCGUCGACAUCUCCUUAUGUCACCGUCGAGGACGUUCUCAUCCAGCUCUACCGCUUCCUCCGUACACCGGGGACUCGUGAGGAGUACAAAGCGGUUCCCAGCCAGCGCGCCCGGGACACCAUUGCAGAAACAUACCACAAUCGGUUUACGCGCCUCAUCGGCUGAGGCUUACGCGGAAGAGCAGCGUAAGGGGCUGAAGCGGGUAGACUUCUUAAUGGGGUGCACCACGUUCAUGGGCCUGUCUAGCACAAAAUUAGGUCCAGACGUUUGGGUGCUGAACCUACAGUGAGCUGUCACCGCUAUUCUAGCAACGAAAGGAGGACGGGCAGCAGGAGCCAGCAGCAGUAUGAAUCAUUUAUUAUCCUUAUCCAUAUCCAUCAACCCCCAUCACCCACGCAUGUCACGGACAUAUUUCU